GGAGAGACUACCGCCACAGAAUACUGAACCAACGUGUAGGCGAGCAGGCAGCGGCACCGUAGCGCUACCUGUCCGCCCUUUUCAUUCAUUUCCCGAGCGCUGCCACGACUGGAAUAGACGUUUUUUACGCAUUUUGGAAACAAUGGAAACAGCCGUGUUGAACCUCGCCAUUAUGCCGGAGAUGGUGGACUGCAACAGCAACACCUUGAACGCCGAGCUGGAAGUAAAGAAGCUGCAAGAACUGGUGAGAAAACUGGAGCGUCAAAACGAGCAAUUGCGCACCCGGGCACAGCCUCCUCCGUCCCCGCCGUACGCGCUGGGCAGGACCGGGGGGCACCGUUUGUCCGAGUUGGAGGCGCGGUAUUUGGAGUACUUGCAGCCGAGCACGGGAGAGGACGGAGCGGUCAAAGAGGAGGACGAGCAGGCGCUUCUGGAUGAUCUGGAGCUGCUGGAUCUGGACUCCAUGUGCUCCUCCUCGGAAGACUCGCAAGAAACAUGGUUGUACAUGACCCAGAGGCCUGGAGAAUCGUCUGAUAGUGCCCUCACUCCUCUGCAGUGGUGUCGACAGACUCUGGACAGCCCCAAGUCAGAGCUGGAGGCCACCAGGAGAUCUCUGUCCCUGCGACUAGAACAAGUCUCUAGGUGGCGUAGUUCCCUGUCCAGCCCGUCAAACGCCUCCUCUCCUCCCCCGUCUCUGAAUCGAGUCACUGGAAUGUCCCCAAUCAAUGCCUCCCCCUCCACCAAAACCUGCUCCACUCCACAGUCUGAAAGACACGCCCCCCUGUCCUCCCCGCGGCACCCUGUCCACCAGCGCACCCUGAGCCCCGUGCCCAAGGACCUGUCCCCUGUAGCAGAGAGGACGCCCACUUUUCUCCCUCACCUCUCUAAACGCAGCCGGAGUCUGCAGCGCUCCGUGUUCAGCCCUCAGUCUUCUGUUGAUGAGGAGGACUCUGUUUGUGUUGGGUUUAAACUCCAGGACCUGACGGAUGUUCAAGUUAUGGCCCGUAUGCAGGAGGAGAGCCUCAGACAGGAGCUGGCCUUCCCCGCCCGCCGCAGCCACAGCCUCAGCUCGUUCCCCCUGAGCGCCGGCGCCCCCUCAGGCCUGGUGCGGGAGGACGACGAGGAGGAGGAGGAGGACGACGAAGACUACGCUCUCCUGCCCCCGCCCGCCCCCCGCCUCACCACGCGCCUGCCCCACUCCCACACCUUCCAUACCCUCAGCCAAUGGUCCGGAGGCAGCCCCAGCUCACUGCCCCUCUCCGCUGGAUACGACUUCCACACACAGGAGCUGGAGCGGGCGCUGGGCACCUGCGCCGACCGGGGAUAUACACCUGGACCAGAUAAGGUUCUUCGGAGCCUACCUAACCUGGUGCGUGCUCCCAGCAUGCCCAGUGUGCCCCUGCCCCCCUCCCCCUGUGCCAGCCCCAGAGCCUCCCCCUGUCUGCUCCGCACCAGCCACAGCUUUGACCUAACCACCGGGCUGUCCUCGCUGCAUUCGUCCAUCCCUGCUCCGGCCCCGCUACAGUCCAGAGUCCACAGUGUGGGGAGUUUCUGCGUGUCCAGACCCACAGUGAAGGCCACCGCCUACGUCAGCCCCACCAUCAAGAGCCCCGCCUACAGCACCGGGCUCACCUCCAGCCCCCUGUACUCCUCCAGCACCGGGCUCUCCUCUAGUCCCCUGUCCUCCUUCAGUCCUGGUCUGAGUCCUGGUCUGAGUGGGAUCCCUCUGCGGGGCAAAAACACGGGGUCUCCCACCUCGCCCCGCAGUGCUCUGCCACGCCCCGCCUCUUUCAUCGCCACCUCAAGCUCCACCCCCCGCAGCAAACUGGCCCAAUCAGGACGCAGUUUCCUGACGCCUCCAAAGAGCCUGUCGGCCCUGAGCGCUCUGAGGGACGGCGCGUGGAGAGACGGGUGCUACUGACACGCUGGAGGAGAGCACCCUGCUGGACGGGGACACGCACUCACACCAAAAACACGCUGCACUGGGGUCCCACGUGAUUCUAUGCACUUUUGUGUUCGGUAAAAUGCGGGUGGAUCGGACCGUGCCAAAGGGAAACAUUCGUGGAUGUUUUGUGCAAUAACCCACUGGCUCCAGGCUCCACGCGCUCAUCCUCCGCCUGCGCCAACGCCAGUUUUUAAACGACUACUAAUCUAAUUUAUGAAGCUAUUUAUAUAUUUAUUAUUAAAGAGUAUUUAAAUACAUCAGGUGUUGUCUUCAGGCUUUUAAAUGCCACGCUGCUAAAAUGUACUUGGGGUCAAUGUUAAAAUAUUGUAAUUCCUGUAAAAAGUGUCACAUUUCUGUAUUUAUUCUAAAACACGAUUCACAUUUUGAUGAUAACUGUCACAAAACUGCCUAGUGUUUUCACAAGUGUCUGAUUUCUACACAACCUCUAAUUUAUUCCUGUUUUUUCUUGCACUGUGUGUGUGUGUGUGUGUGUUACCAGUGACUGCAGUUUGACACUCGUCACACACUGGGGUUUGGGGUGUGUGUUUUUGGAGAGUUCAGUUUCUCAUCAGACUCAAUGUAGCACCGUUUCUUUUUGUAAUGACGUCACCGCUCACAAACUGGCUUUUUGUUGUUUGGACAAAAGUACAUUUGAAUAAAAAUCAACAUCAA
Boleophthalmus pectinirostris (great blue-spotted mudskipper) is the source of this 2617-nucleotide messenger RNA. RefSeq names its product SLAIN motif-containing protein 1-like. Gene Ontology annotation, cellular component: microtubule plus-end. Bases 143 to 1921 code for a protein of 592 amino acids. Lineage: Eukaryota; Metazoa; Chordata; Actinopteri; Gobiiformes; Gobiidae. Gene Ontology annotation, biological process: positive regulation of microtubule polymerization; microtubule nucleation; cytoplasmic microtubule organization. The transcript is spliced from 9 exons. The record is from RefSeq and is a predicted model, not a curated record.